Rhinichthys klamathensis goyatoka is the source of this 3429-nucleotide messenger RNA. It is a transcript of the gene trib2, whose product is annotated as tribbles pseudokinase 2. The transcript is spliced from 3 exons. The coding region runs from base 814 to 1848 and encodes 344 amino acids. Gene Ontology annotation, biological process: regulation of MAP kinase activity; positive regulation of proteasomal ubiquitin-dependent protein catabolic process; protein phosphorylation. The record is from RefSeq and is a predicted model, not a curated record. Gene Ontology annotation, cellular component: nucleus. Gene Ontology annotation, molecular function: protein kinase activity; ATP binding; mitogen-activated protein kinase kinase binding. Lineage: Eukaryota; Metazoa; Chordata; Actinopteri; Cypriniformes; Leuciscidae.
UUUGGCCGUGACGUCAGGGGGGCUGGUCGUGCGCGUGGAGAGCUCCAGUCAGUCCCGCGAGCGCAGUCAGUCAGUCAGUCAGCUCGUGUGUGCAGCUGACCCGCGCGUUCAAUAGACUAGAUUCCCAGCCACGUAAGUAAGAUGAUGAUGAUGAAGGUGGUGUCUUGUUGCUAAAACAAGGGAUAGGCCCGGGGAGAGCGUCGGCCGUCCCUUCUAGCCUUUGUCCAAAUCAGAUCCAUCCGCCGGAGAUCGUCGGAGUUUAGUUGCUCGCGAGGAGAAGGACAUCCACUUCCCAGGCGUAACAAAAGGCGGCUCGCGACCUGGAGGAAAUUUUUCCUAGCCAUAUUUGGUAGAUGCAUGGACAUGACUCGCGUGGAGGCCCGCUUGAAAGCACACGGAGCAUCCUCUCAGGAUAUUUGAACACAGCUGGCACUUUUUGCCAAAAAAUCUAUUCUUUACCUGCUGCACGCCGAGCUGCACUGCAUCGACCGUGACGUCACAACCUUUACAUUAUACCGCGCCGAUACAUUAAUUUCUAGCUCUAAUCAUAAAACCGUGCUUUUCUUUGAGUGCACAGUGGUCAUAGAGGUCACAAUUCGUGCAUGCACGUCAUUGCAUUUGUGCUCAAAUGACGCCACAUUGUCAUUGCAAUUAACGCACAUGCAUACGGUCAUCAGUGUGAGCAUUAAAGUCAAGGGGAAUCGCCGCUGCCUUCAUGCCCAGUGUUAAAUAGAGGACGUCUGUCAUUCACUUCCACCUCCCCUCUGAGACCGUCUAAACCCUCCUGAUCUGGACGAACCUCCUCCUAUACUCAUGAACAUACAGAGAUCCAGUCCCAUUAACAUUUCGCGUUAUGGGAGAUCGAGGUAUAAAGCACACGACUUUGAGGAGCUGUCUUGUCUAAGGACUACAGAAUCCAGCCAGAGUUUUAGUCCCAAUUUAGGAUCUCCCAGCCCCCCUGAGACCCCUGACUCCUCUCACUGCAUUUCUUGCAUUGGAAAUUACCUUUUGUUGGAGCCCAUUGAGGGAGACCACGUCUUCAGAGCCACCCACCUGCACAGUGGGGAAGAGCUCGUGUGCAAGGUGUUUGAUAUCAGUCGAUACCAGGAGUCCUUGGCUGCUUACUUUGUUCUGGGCACCAAUGAGCACAUUAACCAGAUAGUGGAGAUUCUUCUGGGGGAUACACGAGCGUACGUGUUCUUCGAGAGGAGCCAUGGUGACAUGCACUCUUUCGUUCGCACUUGCAAGAAGCUGCGAGAGGAAGAGGCUGCCAGACUUUUCCAUCAGGUAGCAUCAGCGGUGGCGCACUGCCACGACAACGGCCUGGUCCUAAGAGACCUCAAGCUGAGGAAGUUCGUCUUUAAGAACGAGGACAGGAGCCUUGUAAAAUUGGAGAGUUUGGAGGAUACGUACCUCCUAGAAGGCGGUGACGAUUCUCUCUCGGACAAACACGGCUGUCCAGCCUACGUCAGCCCAGAAAUUCUCAAUGCAAAUGGCAGCUAUUCGGGUAAGGCAGCGGAUGUUUGGAGCCUAGGCGUGAUGCUCUACACCAUUCUGGUGGGCCGCUAUCCGUUCCACGACGUGGAGCCUAGCUCUCUGUUUAGCAAGAUCCGUCGCGGCCAGUUCAGCAUCCCCGAGACGCUAACGCCCAAGGCGCGAUGCCUCAUCCGUAGCAUCCUGCGACGAGAACCUGCAGAACGCCUCACCUCCCGAGAGAUCCUGGACCAUCCCUGGUUCUCGGCCUCCAGCGGUCCAGCCAUCGCCAACCACGGAAGAGGAGAACGCGAGUUGGACCAAAUGGUACCGGAGGCCAAUAUGGAAGAAGAACUAGAACAGUUCUUUAGCUGAGCACAAGCUCGUCAGACAUUAUGCCACGUCCUUUUAGAUUAUCAGAAAAGAAAUACACUCAUCACAGUGGUGUCUAUCGUUAUUUCUCAUUCCGUGGAGAGACAUGAUCGGUUCUGGCUAGGGGGGGGGGGGGGGCGUUGAACACCCUGAGCUAUGACUUCUGGACAAAGCUAAAUGCUGAUGGCGUUGAGUAAUGUAGCAAGACUUCUUUUGGUUUUUCGUUUAUUUCCGUUUUCAUUUUACGUGGUGCUCACGAGGCGUACGAGUCGCAGUAAGCUACAAACAUGCAUUACAGCACAGGAGAACGCAGCCAAGGAACAAAUAUCAGGCAAAACUGCUAAACCGCUCCUGUUUCCAGCUUCGAUUUGUCGAAGUCGUUGACCGUGUCUUCGUUUUAUUAUUUUGGAUCUUUUCCUCGAAUGCUACUUGUUGGUUGUGUCUCAAUCUGAUCCUCAGUUUAUUUGAAGUAUAUCAGCCUGUUCGCUCUUCGACAGCCCUCCACUUCAAUACUGCAAACAUCAUGGCAUAUGUUUUGUUUCUGAUCCAUUAUGGCUGCAUUAAGAAACGAUUUGUGUUGCAUUAAGCUGUUCCUUUUACUAUUAUUGCUGCUUUUUUUUCCGCUCUAACCAUACCUAAACCUUUUCCGUGAGCCUUCAGAAAAUAAAAAAAACGUCAAGCACUUGACUCGCCUAGGCUUGGAGAUCCUCUCUGAACUAGAGUCAUCUAUUUAACUUUUAGUUUUUUUCUUUUGCUGGAGCAAAAUGUAUCCUUUUUUUUUCAUUUUUAUUUUAUUUAUAAUGUUACUACUACUAUAUUUAAAAAGAAAUACGUGCAGGGUUUUUUAGUUUUUUUUCUUAACCGCCAGUUUUCACGAGUAUUGUAGGCGAUACAUUUGACACAGGACAGGUUGGACUUUUUGUACCAAAGUUUGUCCCAAGUAGGAAGGUCUACGAUUUAACGUCAGUGCCAGUAAUCGCGCACCCCAAACUCACGCUGACUGUACUCCUUUUUUUUUUUUUUUGCAUUUAACUCCAUAAAUAUUAGACGAUAUUUACGACUACACCGUCUCGAGUACCUCAUGUUAACUACUGCCUGCAUAGGUCUGUGAAAUGAUCAUGUUUUGAAUGGGUACAUGUAGACAUGUUUCGUCGUAUAUCAAUGUUACUUGAAAUCGUGAUUUAUAUCUAGUCAAUGGCAUGUGCCCUUUGAAUGCUUUAGCCUGCCUAGCAAGAGGGGAGUUCGUUUUUUCCAUUAUUUUUUUUUCUUGAAAAAUCUUACAAAAUAUUUACUAUAGGAUUCCAAUUGCGCUUUGGAGUUUCUUUUCAUCUUUUUUUUUUCUCUCCUUGGUCAUUGUGCUUUUCCCUCGUUAUGUAGAAGGAACUUGCCUACCUAAGUUGGUGCUGAUUAGGUGCUAAUUUUGAAGGAUGUUUUUCUUUUUUUCAUUCUUUUUUUUUUUUCCCUCAUGAUUUCAAGGGGAGGGGGGAGUGCAUGGUGGGAUAUCUGCCUCAGAUGCUCUGAUUGUAAUGUAUCAAAUUUUGGUGUUUUGUCCAGAUUUAUUCAGUAAAUAAAUUGUGAACUGCA